AUGGAGUUCAAGCUGGAGGCUCACCGCAUCGUCAGCAUCUCCCUGGGCAAGAUCUACAACUCACGAGUCCAGCGCGGCGGCAUUAAACUGCACAAGAAUCUCCUGGUCUCACUGGUGCUGCGCAGUGCCCGCCAGGUGUACCUGAGUGACCCGUGUCCCGGACUCUACCUGGCUGGCCCCGCGGAGAGUUCAUUGGCGCCGCCACCGCCGCCGCAGCAGCAGCUCGGGGAGCCAAUGGCGAAGUCCUCCGCGGGCUGGGGGGAGCCACCCCCGCUGGCCGCCCGCGCCGCCUGGCAGGAGCCUGAACCGCAGCCGGAGCGCCCCGUGGGCCCAGGCCAGCCGGGGACAGAUGACGCGGAGCCGCCAGUCUCCGUGACGGGAACCAGGGACGUUCUUCAGAGCAGAGAGACUGAGGCGGCAGAACCUGCCUGGCGCCGCGUGGAGAGACCGCGAGAGGUGGAGGCCAGAGGACCCGGAGGUCCCGCCGGAGCCUUGGACGUUUCCCCCCAGGGACCACGGGUGGCGCGCUGCCACUGCUUCUGCCCCCCAGGCGGGGAAGACCGGCUGGGCGCGCAGGUCGGGGCCCACCGCGUUGACUGCUGCUGCUCGUCCCAGCCCUCCGAUACCAAACCCCCUGCGCCGCCCCUGGUCUGCCCCAGGAAGCGCAGCGCGGCCGGAGUGGGCUGCCCAGCGCCGGGCUCGACCCCGCUGAAGAAGCCCCGCCGGGACUUGGAGGAGCAGCCGGGCGGGGGAGACAACGAGGAGGAGAUGGACACCGGGAAUGUAGCGAACCUCAUUAGCAUUUUCGGUUCCAGCUUCUCGGGACUCUUACGGAAAAAAAGCCCCGGAGGCGGCAGGGAGGAAGAAGAGGGUGAAGAGAGCGGGCCGGAAGCCGCCGAGCCUGGGCAGAUCUGCUGUGAGAAACCGGUCCUGAGAGACAUGAACCCUUGGAGCACAGCCAUCGUGGCCUUCUGA
Chrysochloris asiatica (Cape golden mole) is the source of this 975-nucleotide messenger RNA. RefSeq names its product immediate early response 5 (gene IER5). NCBI's taxonomy places the organism in Eukaryota, Metazoa, Chordata, Mammalia, Afrosoricida, Chrysochloridae. The record is from RefSeq and is a predicted model, not a curated record. The transcript has a single exon. The coding region runs from base 1 to 975 and encodes 324 amino acids.